AUGAGCGGACCCGGAGCAGGCCAUAAGUUCCCGAGCCAGGAUGUGAGCUGGACGAAGAGAGAUGUCCUGCUCUUCGCAAAUAGUAUUGGAGCGACAGCGGACGAACUUCAUUUCCUCUACGAGCUACAUCCAAACUUCACCGUGUUCCCAACAUACCCUAUUAUCCUCCCUUUCAAACUCACAAACCAAGAGGUAACCGACUUCUACGCCCAAAAAACCGGCAAUGUCAUCCCCGGCGUGCCCACCUUCGACACCCGCCGCGUCGUCGACGGACAGCGCAAAAUGACUUUCCUCAAGCCCCUACCUGUCUCCAGCGAGGGGCGCAAGUUUGAACUGCGAAGCUCGGUUGUUGGUGUCUAUGAUAAGGGCAAGGCGGGCUCUGUUGUCGAGACGGAGCAGCAAAUUGUCGAUAAAGAGACCGGGGAGAUCUAUACCAAGGCUGUUGGGAGUGGGUUUUUCGUUGGACAGGGGAAUUGGGGUGGGCCAAAAGGUCCGUCUACGGUGAACUAUCCCCCUCCACAGGGAAAGAAGCCAGAUGUCGUCUAUGAAUAUCAGACAGAUGACAAUACAGCGUUGCUCUACCGACUGAAUGGAGACUAUAACCCUUUGCACGCCACACCGGAGCCGGGACAGAAAAUGGGUUUCGGCGGUGUCAUUAUCCACGGCCUUUUCAGCUGGAACAUGGCAGCGCACGCUAUCCUGAAGACAUUGGGCGGUAGCGACCCGAAGAAUCUCAAAGAGUUCCAGGCCCGAUUUGCGUCCCCAGUGAUCCCCGGUGUUAAGCUGAUCACUGAGAUUUGGAGGACCGGGAAGCUUGAAGGUGGAUUUGAAGAAGUUGUGUUUGUGGUCAAGAAUGAUAAGGGCAAGGUUGUAUUGAGCAAUGGCCGGGCGCUGGUCAAUGUUGUUGGUGGGAAGAGUAAGCUAUGA
Molecule: messenger RNA, 927 nt
Organism: Blastomyces dermatitidis ER-3
Lineage: Eukaryota; Fungi; Ascomycota; Eurotiomycetes; Onygenales; Ajellomycetaceae
Product: peroxisomal dehydratase
Exons: 5
Coding region: 1-927 (308 amino acids)
Cellular component (GO): peroxisome
Source: RefSeq, a predicted model, not a curated record